Molecule: messenger RNA, 408 nt
Organism: Trypanosoma conorhini
Lineage: Eukaryota; Euglenozoa; Kinetoplastea; Trypanosomatida; Trypanosomatidae
Exons: 1
Coding region: 1-408 (135 amino acids)
Source: RefSeq, a predicted model, not a curated record
AUGGCCGUGAAGAGGAUACGGAGGAGUCCAUGCCGAGACUUCCUCGGCGUGAAAUGCGCAGUGUCUGCACCGCCCCCCAACCCUUUGUCGCGGCUUGCGCACACAGAGGGCGCCCUUGCCGGCAGCUUCCAAGACAGGGGCGGGUCAAAGCACAAAAGCGCGCCGUGGCUUCGCAACGGCCUGUGCGAGGGGACGUCGGGGCACGCCCUCUCCUGCCCGGUUCUUGCGACCCGACGGGCCAACUUCGGCCUGGAGGGGUUGGAGGCACCCGGGCCCUACUUUGGCCAGCCGCUCGCCCGGUUCCUUGGCGACCUCUUCGUUCUGGCAGGCCCUGAGCUGCCCUUGACCAGCAACGGUGCGGAUGGCGCCGCCGGUUUGCCGGAGGAGGGGGCGGCAUUAUUUUUAUAG